Didymosphaeria variabile is the source of this 819-nucleotide messenger RNA. RefSeq lists its product as uncharacterized. The record is from RefSeq and is a predicted model, not a curated record. Bases 1 to 819 code for a protein of 272 amino acids. Lineage: Eukaryota; Fungi; Ascomycota; Dothideomycetes; Pleosporales; Didymosphaeriaceae. The transcript has a single exon.
AUGGCGAUACCUCGUCGAAUUAUUGUCGUUGCGUCGUCCAUAACCCUAAUUGUCAUCAUUACCAUCUCCCUAAUCACAUCACUCGAAAUCCGCGCGCAGCAGGUGCCGCGAAGACUCGUUCAACUAUCGAAUGCGCAACUUGCAAAAGACGGAAAGCUUGGAGCACAGGCGCAGGCGCAAGCUCAGCAAGCGGGUGCUGCGAUCAAUGGAAGCGCUUUCGACCGCGGCGACAUUCUUAGCGGAACAUCCACAGUUGCCGCUGACAAGACUGCGACAUGGGUUGUGACAGGCCGUCCAACCAUUAUAUCGAGUGAUGAAGGCAUGAUCGGAGCCACGGCGAUUGCCCAGCCAACAUCAUCGGUCGACGAAGGGUUCAUUGGCGAGACUACCGGAUCAUCGAAACCGACACCGACCGCUCGACCGCCGCCAUCUCAACCUCAAGUACCUAUCGUUGCGAUGUCGUAUGCUGGCGAUGGAGGUCCAAAGCAUUGUCGCGGCGAGCUCUUGCAGAGGCUGAACCUACCAAGACCUGCAAGUAGUUGGCUGAAUGGGACUUGCGUGGACCUGCCUGCUCAUGCGCGCUGCGGUGUCUUCUAUUCUGCGAAAGGUGACAAUUGUGAGGCACAGCUUUUCACAAUGGAAGCCUGCUACAAUACGACUGAGACGUAUGUGAAUACAGUGGUCUUUAUGCCAGAAGAACGACCGGUUGGCGCCAUGUGGAAGAGCAUGUUCAUCCGAUGUGGCCUCACCGUACCGGAACCGGCAUUGAUUGAUCCCAGCAUUCUUGGGGGUGCGCUAAAGAAGCCCGGCGGAGGUUGA